Molecule: messenger RNA, 876 nt
Organism: Clarias gariepinus (North African catfish)
Lineage: Eukaryota; Metazoa; Chordata; Actinopteri; Siluriformes; Clariidae
Product: junctional adhesion molecule-like
Exons: 5
Coding region: 1-810 (269 amino acids)
Biological process (GO): T cell costimulation; cellular response to lipopolysaccharide; positive regulation of T cell proliferation
Cellular component (GO): external side of plasma membrane
Source: RefSeq, a predicted model, not a curated record
AUGAUGAAGUGCUUUUAUCUUGUGUCUGUCGUGUUUCACGUGGCGGCAGGCUGCGCUCUCUCUGCUGAUAAUCUGACAGGAAUCACACGACACAGAGGUGAUUCAGUGCUGUUACCCUGCUCCUGCUCUGACCCGAACACCAAACCUCAGAAACUCACCUGGGAGACUGGAAGAACAGGACCUUACACAGAAGUGUUAAAUGAUGAGCACUACCGUGGCAGACUUCAGUUGUUUAAUAACAUUUCUUCUGCUAAUCUGUCGCUGUUCAUAUCUGACCUGAGAGUAGAGGAUCAGGGAGACUACAGGUGCAGCACUGAGAAGGAACACAGAGACAUCAAUCUUUUUGUUGAUGGCUGUGAGCUGGUGAAGAAGACAGAGGUAGAGCGUGUGACUGUGUUCACAGGAGAGUCUGUAGUUCUGCCCUGCGUCUGCACUGACAUACAGGACAAACCACAGGAUCUAAAAUGGGAGUUUUACAGAAACAAUUACUAUCAGAAAAUUUACCCUGAACAGACUGGACAUCACAGAAACAGAGUCAAACUGGUCAGUAACAACUUUUCAGGAAACCUCUCUCUACUCAUAUCAGACCUGACUGAAGAGGACCAGGGAGAAUACACAUGUUCUGUACAGAAUAAUUUAAGAAACAUCAGAAUAUCUGUUAAAGUAGGAAGAAGAGAAACUUCAACACAGUCGAGGAAAACAGAAACAAAACCUUCAAAAGAACAGCCUCAGAGUAAAACAACACACUCAACAACAACACUGGAACAAGACUGUACCGGAUGUCAUGUACUUUACUGUAAAUCACAUUAACACAGCCGGAGCAGCACGGGUCCAGAUCAAUGCUGGAGAGAAAUCUGAAUAUGCCAGGAUUAUAAC